UCGGCAGGUCGCGGGUGUAUAAGGCGAGGCGGCGGGGUGCGUGUCACCAUUACCGCAGCCGCCGUCACCGCCGCCGUCACCAUGAAGAUCUUUGUGAUCACCCUCCUCGCCCUCGCUGCCCUCGUCGCCGCACGCCCUGAAAACGUGCUGAACCUGGAUCUAGAUGACAUUCACCAGGACAUGGACAUCGACGACACCACCAUCACCGGCACCUACCGCUGGAAGUCUCCCGAGGGCAAUGAGUUUUUCGUGCGCUACAUCGCUGACGAGAAAGGUUACCGCGUGCUGGAGUCCAACGCUGUGCCCGUCACCGUUGAUGGUACCCACGCUAACGGCGCCCAGGGAUCUCUGUCUUCUGAGGAGGAUUCUAAUGAUUCCGAUGACCGAUCUGAUUUUGAUUGAGUAUGAAGUCCCCUCAGCAUCACAGUACCCACAGCGCCACAUGACCAGACCACCACUCUCCCACUCCACAUCACAGAACACUACACUAAACUCUACACGACAACACCAUAAAACAUCACACCACAUCACAACACCACAACACCAUAAAACAUCACACCACAUCACAACACCAC
This is a messenger RNA of Portunus trituberculatus (swimming crab), 575 nucleotides long. RefSeq lists its product as uncharacterized. The transcript is spliced from 2 exons. The record is from RefSeq and is a predicted model, not a curated record. The coding region runs from base 82 to 402 and encodes 106 amino acids. Lineage: Eukaryota; Metazoa; Arthropoda; Malacostraca; Decapoda; Portunidae.